Gadus morhua (Atlantic cod) is the source of this 7387-nucleotide messenger RNA. Its product is annotated as eukaryotic translation initiation factor 4 gamma 1-like. Gene Ontology annotation, molecular function: protein binding; mRNA binding; translation initiation factor activity. Gene Ontology annotation, cellular component: eukaryotic translation initiation factor 4F complex. The record is from RefSeq and is a predicted model, not a curated record. NCBI's taxonomy places the organism in Eukaryota, Metazoa, Chordata, Actinopteri, Gadiformes, Gadidae.
UCCGUCCCGCUCUGCGGACCCAAGGAGAGAAAGAUUCCUACACAGGUCUGUGUUCCCCCUCCUCAUGCAGAACUCCAUGAAAUGAAUAAAGCACCACAGCCUAUAGCAGGACCCCCGCACCCCGCCCCCUCCCCCGGCCUCCCACAGGCCAACUUUCCCCCUGGGCAACCUCCCUCCAUGGUCUUUGCCAGCCCACCGCCUCCACAAAUGAACCCCACACCUCAGCCCCGACAGUUCGCCCCCGGGCCCCGGCCUAUACACCAACAGGGAGGGUUCAGGUCGCUACAGCCAUACUACACCAACAGGUCAGGCCUGCCCUCGGGGGCCGGGCCCCGGGGCCUGCCCCCCAGCAGCGCCCCGCGGCCCGUGGCCCCCACCCACGUGUACCAGGCGGGACCCGGCUCCCAGAUGAUGAUGAUCCCCCAGCAGCCGCUAGCCUUCCCCAGCUCCCCGCAGGGCACCGCCUACUUCAUUCCUGGACAGUACCGGCCCACCUACGUGACCACGCCCCAGCAGUACUCCCUCCCGGCGGGCACGCCCGGCUUCUACCCCAGCAGCACGGCGGAUUACGGUCCUUAUGCGGGGGCCUACUACCCGGCCCAGUUUGCGUCCCCUGUGCAGGCGGCGCCGGUCAUCAUGAGCCCCGCCCCACAGCAGCAGCAGCAGCAGCAGCAACAGCAGCAACAACAACAACAGCAGCAUCAACAGCAGCAACAACAGCAACAACAUCAACAACAACAGCAGCAACAACAGCAACAGCAACAGCAACAACAGCAACAACAGCAACAACAUCAACAACAACAGCAACAAGCACAUCAGCAGCAGCAGCAACAGCAGCAGCAGCAGCAGCAGCAGCAACAGCAGCUGCAGCAGCAGCAGCAGCAGCCGACCCCACCUCCACCUUCCCAGCACAUCGCCACCAAGCGAGAACGCAAACAGAUCAGAAUACGGGACCCUAACCAGGGCGGCCGUGACAUCACGGAGGAGAUCAUGUCAGGGGGUCGCAGUGGUUCCACGCCAACCCCACCACAGUCGAUACUAUCUGGAUCCGAGAGUCCAGCUGUGCCACAGGCCAACGGUGAGAGUGUAACAGCUGCCACUCAAACACUGGUCAGACCAGAUGACCGAGGGAAGCCCACGCCUCCCCCUCCUUCAAAGACCACCGAACUUUGCAAGGCUGAGCCGGCUGCCCCCCUAGAGGCCAGCCUCUCUGACACUCACACUAAGACCCCUCCCUCGCCGCUCCCCAGCGCAACCCCCCCCGCCCUUUCCUUGGACAGCCCGUGCCUCGCCGCCGACGUCAUGGACGCCCCCCCCGCCCGCCCGGGAGCCGCCCCAACACUGCCCCUCUCUGCACCCGAGGUGCCGGCAUACCCGGCCCCCCUCCCCAACCCAGGCCCCAAGACGCCUAGGAGAGUCUUGCAGAGCAGAGCCGAGUCACUGCCGGAGAGCCCCCUGCAGAAGGCCCCGGCGCAGGAGCCACAUCCAAAGGAAGCCCAAGCGGCCGUUUGUGCCGACAUCCCUGCGGAGGCUGCUCCGCCCGAGCCCUCCAAUGGCACGGUGGAGGUGAAGCCGGUGGGGUCGUUGGUCGCCCCGCCACCAUCACCUGGCCCGCUAGAAGCCCCGCCGGGCUCCCCCAUUGUCCAGCCUGAGGAGUUGCGGCUGCCCAACGGCCUCCCGCUGCCUGCCCCCCAGGACCCCCAGGCCCCAGCCGCGACCGGCCUGUCGGAGCGCGACGACAGCCCCAUUGCCGAGCCCGAAGUCCAGGCGCCCCGGGUCCGCACACCCGACCUCCGGAAACCUGACCUCCACACGCUCCCCCGUGUGCCAGAGGUCGCCCCGGUGACGGCCCCGGUGACGGCCCCGGUGACGGUCCCGGUGACGGCCCCGGUCACGGCCCCGGUCACGGCCCCGGUCACGGCCCCGGUCAGGGCCCCGGUUACGGCCCCGGUUACGGCCCCGGUCAAGGCCCCGGUCAAGGCCCCGGUCACGGCCCCGGUCGAGGCGCAGUCUGCCCCCCAGGCGGCAGUCGCGGAGCAACCCCCCAUGGUGCCCAACGUGCAGCCAGAGCCCCCAACCAGUGCUCCCGUGCGGCCGCCAACCCCAGAGCCAGCGGCCACGCCCGAUGCUCUUGUGAAAGAGGACCAGGCCGAUGUCCAGGAGCCGGUGAGUGUCCCCAAGGAGGAGGAGCAGGAGGUGGAGAGUGAGGAGGUGAAGGAGCAGCAGCUGGAGGUGAAGGAGGAGGAGAAGAUGAUAAUGAAGUUGAAGGAGGAGCAGCAGGAAGUUAAGGAGGAGCAGGAGGUGGAGGCUCCAACAGAGAUGGUUUCUGACCCGGCACCGCCCCCCAUCAGAACGCACACCCCGGCCUCGGUGGAGAAGGAGGAGCCCAGCUCUGCUGUUGGGGGAACCGCUAUGCAAGCUGCUGUGUCCGUGCCAAAGAAGAAGAGGAAGAUGAAGGAGCUGAACAAGAAGGAGGCCGUGGGCGACCUCCUGGAUGCCUUCAAAGAGCAGGAGCAGGUGACUGAGGUCUCCCCAGAGCAGGAGCCCCUGGCCCUAGCCCCCGAACCCCCCUCCACGGCGACCACGCACGGCCCGGAGGACGCAGACCUCAGCUGGGAGGACAAGGAGGACAAGGAUAAGAAGCUGGACGCAGAGAAGACCCAGCCCCUCUCCCCCAAGUCUGCUGCGGACAAGAAGUACCAGUACAAAGAGGAACAAUGGAAGCCCUUGGACCCCGAGGAGAAGAAGAAGUACGACCGGGACUUCCUGCUGAAAUGCCGCUUCAUCUCGGCCUGCAUGAGCAAGCCUGAAGGCCUGCCAGCCAUCACUGACGUAGUGCUGGACAAGGCAAAUAAGACCCCUCUGCGCCAGUCCGAGCCCAUUCGCUGCCCCGGCAUGAACUUUGGCCCUGACUUCACGCCCGCCUUCGCCACCUUCAGUGGCAGGUCUGGCAUGGGAGGCGGAGGAGGAGGAGGAGGUGGAGGAGGCGGAGGAGGGGGAGGUGUUGGAGGAGGAGGAGGAGGAGGCGGCGGAGGCAGAGGACCUCCUCCAGGCAUGGGCAUGGGCAUGAACAUGGCCGGACCGCGCCGCCUCCAACAGGGGAAGGGGCCGCGCAAGAUCAUCACCAGCAUGUCCCUGGGAGAGGACGUGCAGCUGAACAAGGCGGAAAAGGCCUGGAAGCCGGGCGUGAAGAAGGCCACGCGGGCCGGUGGGCGUGAGCCGGAGGAGGCGGCGGCGGGCGAGGGGGAGGACCCCGAGCACCUUAAGACCCAGGAGCUAUUCAAGCGUGUGCGCAGUGUGCUCAACAAGCUGACGCCGCAGAUGUUCCAGGCGCUAAUGAAGCAGGUGAUGGAGCUCCAGAUCGACACAGAGGAGCGGCUGAAGGGAGUCAUCGACCUCAUCUUCGAGAAGGCCAUCUCGGAGCCCAACUUCUCCGUGGCCUACGCCAACAUGUGCCGCUGCCUCUUGGGGCUCAAAGUCGGCACCACGGACAAACCAGGGCAGACGGUAAACUUCCGGAAGCUGCUGCUGAACCGCUGCCAGAAGGAGUUUGAGAAGGACAAGGACGACGAUGAGUUCUUUGAGAAGAAGCAGAAGGAGCUAGACGCCGCCUCUGAGGGUGAGAAGCAGAAGCUGAAGGACGCGCUGGAGGAGGCAAAGGACAAGGCCCGCCGGCGCUCGCUGGGCAACAUCAAGUUCAUCGGCGAGCUGUUCAAGCUCAAGAUGCUGACGGAGGUCAUCAUGCACGACUGCAUCGUCAAGCUGCUGAAGAACCACGACGAGGAGUCCGUGGAGUGCCUGUGCCGGCUGCUCUCCACCAUCGGCAAGGACCUGGACUUUGAGAAGGCCAAGCCCCGGAUGGAGCAGUACUUCAACCAAAUGGAGAAGAUCAUCAAAGAGAGGAAGACCACCUCCAGAAUCCGCUUUAUGCUGCAGGACGUUCUGGACCUCCGACGGAACCUCUGGGUGCCCCGGCGAGGGGAGCAGGGGCCCAAGACCAUCGACCAGAUCCACAAGGACGCGGAGCUGGAGGAGCACCGCGAGCAGAUGAAGGUUCAGCAGGCCAUUCUCUCCAAGUCCAGCGGCGGAGACCGUAUGGGAGGAGGAGGAGGAAGAGGGGGAGGAGGAGGAGGAGGUGGAGGCCGUGAGGGCCGCGGAGGACAUCAUACCCCCGGCCGGGGCAGCCAGCCCCAGGACGAGGGCUGGAACACGGUGCCCAUCAGCACAAAGAGCAGACCCCUGGACGCCCUGCGUCUCAGCAAGAUCACCAAGGCUCCAGUCCUGGACAACCAGGUGCUCGCCCCGAGCAGCGACACGUGGGGCAACUGGGGCAAGGGCAGUAGCGGAGGCUCCACCACCAAGCCCAACCCCACAGACUCAGCCCCCGACUCUGGUAACCGUCCGGCCACCAGCACCCUGAACCGGUUCUCGGCCCUGCAGCCUUCCUCCCAGGACUCUGACAGACGCGUGCCUCAGAGGAACAGCUCCAGUCGGGAGCGCGGCGACCGCUAUGAGCGCUCGGACCGCGGCCCCGGGGACCGUGGCUUCGACCGCCGGGACCACCGCCUCCCGGCCGGCAAGCGCAGCUUCAGCCGUGAGAAGGAGGAGCGCAGCCGGGAGCGCGAGCACCGCAGCUCGGCCGACCCCGUCCGUCGCGUGGCCAGCAUGACCGACGACCGCGGGAGCCGCGAGCGCCCCAGCAGCAAGGACAACGCAGUGAAGCGGCCCUCACGGCCGUCGACCCCCACCCCCCUUCCCGUACCGACGGUCACCAAGCCGGCCUUGACCGAGGAGGAAGUGGAGAAGAAGUCCACCGCCAUCAUCGAGGAGUACGUCCAAAUCAACGACCUGAAGGAGGCGCUCCAGUGUGUUCAGGAGAUGGCCAGCACGGAUCUGCUCUUCGUGUUCGUGCGGAACGGGCUGGAGUCGACGCUGGAGCGCAGCACCUUGGCCCGGGAGCGCAUGGGCCUGCUGCUGCAGCGCCUGGUGCAGAACUCCACCCUGCCACCACAGCAGUACUACAAAGGGCUCCAGGAGAUCCUGGAGGCGGCCGAGGACAUGUCCAUAGACGUCCCCCACAUCUGGCAGUACCUGGCCCAGCUGCUUGCCCCCAUGCUGCAUGAGGGGGGCAUUCCCAUGGCUCCGCUCUUCAGGGAGAUCACAAAGCCCCUGAUACCCCUGGGCCAGGCCGGGGUCCUGCUCGUCCACAUCCUCCUCGUCCUCUGCAAAGCAAUGAGCCAUAAGAAGGUGGGUGCCAUGUGGCAGGAGGCGGGACUUAGCUGGAAGGACUUCCUUCCCGCCGACCAAGACAUUAACAAGUUUGUGACGGAAAAGAACGUGGAGUUCACGCUGGUCCAGGAGGCGGAGGCGGCGGGCCCAGGCGCACUGAGCCCCGCCCAGCUGAGCCAGGGUCUGGAGCAGCUGCUGAAGGACAAGGCCGAUAACCAGAGCAUCCUGGACUGGGUGGAGGCCAACCUGGACGAGGAGCAGACGUCGUCCAACGAGUUUGUCCGAGCUCUGAUGACCUGCGUGUGCCGGUCGGCCAUCUACGAGAGCCCCAACAAGGUGGAGGCCAAGCAGAUGGGUCGUUUGGCGGAGGUGCUGCAGAAGUACCUAAACACGGAGCACAAGGAGCUGCAGGCACUCUACGCCCUGCAGGCCCUCAUGGUGGAGCUGGAGCAGCCGGCCAACCUGCUGCGGAUGUUCUUCGACGCGCUGUACGACGAGGACGUGAUCAAGGAGGAGACCUUCGAUAAGUGGGGCUCCAGCAAGGACCCGGCCGAGCAGCAGGGCAAGGGCGUUGCCCUCAAGUCUGUCACCAACUUCUUCACCUGGCUCCGGGAGGCCGACAUCGAGUCGGACAACAGCUAGGAUCGACCAUGCACCUCCUGGAGGACUGGGGGGGGGGGGCGGUGCCCACACAUGUAUAUCUAAAACCAGAAGAGAUGUGCGAUGCUCUCUACCAAUCGGAGGAUGCUGAAUCCAUCAAAUCCAUCUGCAUAAACAGACAAAAAACCUAGAAAAAGAUUCUUCACCUGGGAGAGAUUGUAUUACGGAUCGGACUUCGAUCUUUUUGUUUUUGUUUCUGUGCGACUUUCUUCUUUUUGUUUUAUUUUAUUAGGAUAAAAAAUAUCUUGCGCUGCUCAACGUUCGCUUUAACUAACGAAACACGACAUUAACAGAGACAGAAGCAGAGGAGGGACGUUCUCAGUAUUCCCUUAUGUUUUAGGUCCACUUUUAAACACGGUGACACUACUCAGCUCAUUGUGCUGAUGAGGGACGCGCUAACUGGCUGCUCACAACGCUCUCUUUGUGGAGGACUUACUGGACACCCGUGCCCGGGGGGUCCUGGGACGUCCACAGGCAUGUCUUCUAGGGGAUGUCCUGGGACAUGUCUUCUAGUGGACACCACCAUGUGUCCCUGGAUGCCCCAGGAGACGUCUCUUAGGGGACACCCCCGGACACCUCUCUUGGGGGACGCCCCAGGACACGUCUUCAAGGGGAUGUCCAAUGGCGUGUCUCCUAGGGGCCGAGCGUAUGUUUGUUGUUUGACUUUUUUUUGGGGUGACUGAUGAAUUUGGAGUGCGCUCUCUUUUAUUUCUCUUUUUAAUAAUAAAAUCAGAAAAACCAAACAAAGGAAUGCGGGCGACUUAAGGGUGGUUUAGUUUAGUUUGUUAGGGAUGGUGUCUGCUGCGGUGAACAGGAGAGUGACAGACGGGGGCUGGAGGGGUGGGCGGCGCUGGAACAUCGGUGGACCUUUCUGCUGCUGGGGAGCUGACAAAGCUGUCCUCAUGACCACGUCGCCACGCCCACCCCCUGCCCGCCACGCGGUUGUGGUUCCGCUGGUCUCCUGGGGACGGAGGUUUUAAUCAUUCAGAUAUCAUCGUUAUCCAAACUCGAAGCGAAAUUACAAAAUGCUUAAUAAUUGACAAAAAUAGAAGAUAGGAAUAAAAGAGUUGGAACAGUUCGAAUCCUAAAGCCUUUUCUGCUUCCAUGAGUGGAAAUGCAUUUCAGGAGAGUUCUGUAAAUAUAUAUAAAUAUAUAUAUUAUAGAUAUUUUUGUUUUCUUUUCCAAGAUGAAAUGCAAAUGUACCUCCAUGUAAUGUUCACCCCCCCCCUGAAAGAAGACCCACUACCCCCUCUCUAUUUAUAUUUUCUCUCCUCCGCUGGCAGAAGUGUACCCCCCCCCCCCCCCCCCCCCCCCAGCCCAGCCAUCACAUUGAUUAUCGGCCCAUCAUUGAAAACAUGUAAAUACUUCCCCCCUUUUUUGCUUUACUUUAAUAAAAAAAAAAGAUAUUUAAUUAAAAUAAAAACGAAUGCCUCUUUUCAUGUCCAAAACUGGAAAAGAUAAUAAAGAACAUUGCAAAUAAAAACGGAACUCAAAAACA